UGUACCGUAUUGUGCAAUGUUAACAAUUUACUUUUAAUUAGGUAAUAUGUUUGUGCUUCAGUGAAUCGUAAAACCAUAUGAGCGCAGGGAUAGAGAGUUUGGCAAAAAGGGAUUUUGAAAGGGGUGUUGCAAGCUGAACUGGCAACCGACAGUCCCGGGGCAGGUCCUGCCAUUGCGUCGCCAAGAGUCCGGAGGCUGAGGUUUGUGUGUGGACAUUUCUGGGAAAGCCUCCACGGCUCCGUUUUGCCAAGGAGAACCUGGGAAGAAGCACGCGUUUUCCUCCACAGACUCGGCACAGGUUUCCAGCGCAGUUAAGAGUCAGCCUGCUCACAUUUCUUGCUUUUUAUCGGAGGCUCUUCCUUCUUGCACACAGAAGAUCUCCUUACAGUGUGCUGGAAAUAAAUUAAAAAAAGCUCGAGGAUUAAUUGGAUAGGUAAAUAACUUAUUAGAGUGAACGCGUAAGCGUCUAUUUUGGAGAUGUGACGUGGUCCAAAACUUUUCGCCGAAAGACUUCAUUCAUUUUGUCCUGGGGUUGAGGAUUAUUUUCAGAACUUUGGAUGUUUGUGUAACAGAGAUGCUAUAUACUCUUUAUCUUCCUGGGAUUAUACUUGAAAACGGAAGUGGUCCGAGAUGAAAUUCUGGGUAUAACUCCUUACGCACGACAAAUUCUUCUCUUAUUCGUAAAAAAAGAGCAGUGUGGUGGUUUUCGUGAGCAGAGGGCAUGCUCUGAAACAGAUCACUGGCAGACUAUUAUGUGUCCUGCACCUACUCUUGUCUUCAUCUGGAAUUAAUUGAUUAACAACUUCAAUGCACUAAAGACGCGUAAGGAUAACUGGUCCACCACUGGAUCUUUUUAUAUUCCCUGGUGAGUGUUUAGAUUACUUUAUCUGACUUCUCGCCAGAAUGUGGAGGGCUUUUGUACUCAGUUUAGCUCUGAUUUAUCUGCUGACCUGCACUGGCGACGCCGACAAACAGACUCACCUCAAGCGGGUGCAGUUGCACAGACGAGCAAGGAUGGGACGUCCUCGGCUGGGCGCAACGGACAAGGGGCACCUCCACGGGCGUGUACACCCUGGAUUUGGUUCGGCAAUUUCUGUGCACAGCCACAAGACGGAGGGGGAUAUGCAGGCCGACGAGGGUACUCCAGUUUCAGGGACUAUGCGGGGCAGGAGAGCAGGAGGUCAGGGUUUGGUGCCAAGGAGAAUGGUGUCUGGACAGACUGGCAUGCCCCGUCAGCCGGGCAUGCUGCAGGAUGAGGGCACACCAGGAGCGAGAGCCAGGGUCUCCCGGAUGCACGGCGGUGCCGGGUCACCUAAUCUGCUGGCGAGUUUUGCAGGGAAGAACCGGGUCCUUGUGAUCUCGGCACCUCACGAAUCAGAAGGCUAUUACCGGAUGAUGAUGACUCUAUUGAAACCAGAUGUGUACUGCGAGCUCGCCGAACGACACGUCCACCAGAUUGUCAUGUUUCACCAGGAGGGAGAGAUGGGGGGCAAGGUGAGGAGGAUCACCUCAGAGGGCAAAGUGAUGGAGGAGCCUUUGGACACAGCACUGAUCCCCAGACUCAUGAGCUUCCUCAAACUGGAGAAGGGUAAAUUUGGAAUGGUGCUGCUGAAGAAGACCCUGCAGGUGCAAGAGAGGUACCCCUACCCUGUGAGGUUGGAGGCCAUGUAUGAGGUGAUUGACCAGUCGCCCAUGAGGAAGCUGGAGAAGCUUCGCCAGAAAGGCUUCCUCCAGAAGUGUAAAGGAGCAGGUGUUGAGGGCCAAGUGGAGGAAGGUACACUCACAGUAGACACACCAGUAGAAAGAAAACCAGGCAAGAAGAUCCUCAGAAAGCCCACACACGCCUCAACAACGACCACAGUUGCCACAACCACCACAACCAGAGCAACAACAACUACGACCAAAGCAACAACAACAACAACUCCCAAACCCACCACAAGACGAAUCACCACUACUACCACCAGAAGACCAACUACCACCACCACCACCCAGGCACCAACCAGAGCCCACACCACAGCACUGUGGCUGCCAGCCCCCAGAACCACUGUUGAUCCUUACUACUACAACCGCAGAGAGAGGGAGAGGUACCCAGCCAAAACAACCCCUGCUGGAGAUAACCACACCAACAAGGACAACAGAGAUCCACACAGCCGCAAGCUGGUACCUGCCACACGGAGGAUCAAACCCACCAAGAGAAAGAAUGGAGGAGAGAAGGUGAUGACUAAUGAGUACGAGGACAAGUAUGAGCCCAGCAAGCCAACAAUCAGUGACCCCGAAGAGACGGAAACCUUCACCGACAUCAGUCCCACCAAGAGGGUCAAGGGCAAACAUGACAAGCAUGACAAAAAGAAGAAAAAGAACGACAAAGCAGCUAAGAAAGCAGAGAGGAGAGGAGGGAAGGCUGGGAAGGAGGGGAAGAAUGGGUUGAAGAAAAAUGGAAAGAAGUUAUCAAAGUACCCUGAGAAAGAGGACUACCCAAAGCCCACUAAAAAGCCAACGCCCCCUCCGAAGGGAUCUCUGGCCUCCUUCCUGGACUACUUUGAGAAUAGAAGGCGGCUGCUGCUGAUUACAUCCCCCAGUGAGGAGAACAGUAUGUAUGUUCAGCAGAGGGAUGAGUACCUGGAGUCUGUGUGUGAAAUGGCCAUCAGAAAAGUCUCCAUCAUCACUAUUUUUGGCUCCCUGACAAACUCCACCAUGAAAAUUGACCACUACCAACUGGAGAAUGAUAAACCCAUGAAGGGUCUUCGUCAGGAGGACCUGGUGAACCAGGAUCUGAUCACAGAGCUGAGGAAAGAGUUCAGCAUGACGCACGAUGACUUCUACAUGGUCCUCACAGACACCGACAUGAGGGUUAAGCAAUCCUAUGAGGUUCCCAUCGCCAUGAAGGCUGUAUUCAACUACAUCGACACCUUCUCCUCCCGCAUCCGAGAAAUGGAGCAGCAGAAGAGAGAUGGCGUUGAGUGUAAGAAAGAGGACAAACCGCGAUCGUUGGAGAACUUCCUCUCCAGGUUCCGCUGGAGACGUCGCUUGUUCAUCAUCUCCGCCCCCAAUGAUGAGGAGUGGGCCUAUCAGCAGCAGCUCUACGCCCUGAACAGCCAGGCAUGCAACCUGGGUCUGAGGCACAUCGCCAUUCUGAAGUUGGUCGGUACGGAGAUAGUGGAUAUGGGCGGAGUGUUGGAACUCUAUCCUAUCAAUGGGAGUGCUACAGUGGAGCGUGAGGGGCUAUCAGCCAACCUGGUGAAGGACAUGAGGAAUUACUUCCAGAUCAGCCCAGAGUACUUCUCCAUGCUGCUGGUCGGGAAAGACGGCAACGUUAAGUCCUGGUACCCUUCACCCAUGUGGUCCAUGGCUAUCAUCUAUGACCUGGUAGACUCUAUGCAGCUACGUAGACAGGAGAUGGCCAUCCAGCAGUCACUUGGCAUGCGCUGCCCUGAGGAUGAGUACGGCGGCUAUGGCUACCAUCAACAUGGUUACGAACACGGUUACCAAGACGGCUAUCACCAAGGCUACGGCUACUAAUGGGUGUAUGGGUGCGUGCUUACCAUGGAUGCACAACCUAACUCCUUCCUCUUGCCUUGCAGCAGGUGCUUGGCGCUAUCAGUCCUCCUCCUUUGAACCAUAACCUUUGUUUCAUCUUUCCUACCCAUCCUCCACCAGGCAGUUGACUCAGAUGAAGUGAGGUUCUUGAAUGUUUUGUAGCACUUAGUGGAAGCCUCAAAACUGUUGCUUUCACCUAUCCAGUUCUUUAAUAUAUAGCAUAGUAUGCUGCAAGUAACGGUCAUUUGCAAGAGGCUUUAAUCAGAGCUGGUCAGUCAGUAAAUGUGUAGAGGAGCCUGGAGGUUCAGGGAUCAGUUGUGUAUUUAGUUUUUGUUGGGUUUUUUUGCAGUUCAAACUUCAAACAAACAGUGUUUUGCACAUUAUAGUAUCUGUCUCCUUCACUUGCCUUCCAGUUCAUCUUCAUGUUAUCAGCACAGAUCUUUUUUUGUAGAUAAUGGGCUAAAAUAAGACAUAUAUGUAUUUAUUGGACAUCUGUUGCAUUUCAGGUACAGUUAUCGAUUAUUUUAUGAGAAGAAGCUGUCACAUUAUUGCUCUUUUGUAAAGUGUCUUAUUUAUACUCUAUUGUGCUAUAUGACAAAUAAACAUUUGUUUAAUA
Scomber scombrus (Atlantic mackerel) is the source of this 4153-nucleotide messenger RNA. RefSeq names its product coiled-coil domain containing 80 (gene ccdc80). NCBI's taxonomy places the organism in Eukaryota, Metazoa, Chordata, Actinopteri, Scombriformes, Scombridae. The coding region runs from base 904 to 3519 and encodes 871 amino acids. The record is from RefSeq and is a predicted model, not a curated record. The transcript is spliced from 10 exons.